CAUGCAGACAAAUGGCUCUGACAUGUACGUGACGUGCGCGCGGCCAGGCCGAAGGUGUUUGGCUGGGGCUGCCUGUGCAGCCACCCUGAGGGCUUUUGUGUGCAAGGGCACCUCUGCUUGCUCCUCUGAGCCCUGCUCUGCGUCCCCUUCCCGAGAGGAAUGCUUCCAGCUGGGAGGCAGGUGAAUGAGGGUACAUUAAGACCUUGCAGUGGCCUCGGAAGCAUGUGGCUGUGGCACUGGGGGCCCUGAAGACCGCCUGGCUUGCAGGGAGGAAUGCUACGGUGGGCAGUGCACUUGGAAGGCGGGCCACGGAGGGUGAACCACGCGGCCGUGGCUGUGGGGCACAAGGUCUAUUCCUUUGGUGGCUACUGCUCUGGAGAGGACUAUGAGACCCUGCGGCAGAUCGACGUCCACGUUUUCAACGCAGUGUCUCUGCGCUGGAUCAAGUUGCCUCCAGUGUGGACAAACAGCCGAGACCACGUGAGGGAGGUGCCCUACAUGAGGUACGGGCACUCGGCAGUGCUCAUCGACGACACCGUCUACAUUUGGGGCGGUCGCAACGACACGGAGGGAGCCUGCAAUGUGCUCUAUGCUUUCGACGUCAACACACACAAGUGGUUCACACCAAAGGUGUCUGGAAUGGUCCCAGGGGCAAGAGAUGGGCACUCAGCUUGCGUCCUGGCAAAGAGCAUGUUUAUCUUUGGAGGCUAUGAACAGCUGGCUGACUGCUUUUCAAAUGAUAUCCAUAAAUUGGACACCACAAACAUGACGUGGACCUUAAUCUCUGCCAAGGGUACUCCAGCUCGCUGGAGAGACUUUCAUUCAGCUACCAUCAUUGGAACAAAGAUGUACGUGUUUGGUGGCAGAGCUGAUCGUUUUGGGCCAUUUCACUCUAACAACGAGAUCUACUGUAACCGCAUUAAAGUGUUUGAUACAGAAACCAACUCCUGGCUGGACUCCCCUCCCACUCCCGUGCUCCCGGAGGGCAGGCGGAGCCAUUCAGCCUUCAGCUACAACGGGGAACUAUAUGUAUUUGGUGGCUACAAUGCACGCCUGAACAGACACUUCCAUGACCUCUGGAAAUUCAAUCCAGUUUCUCUUUCUUGGAGGAAGAUUGAGCCCAAAGGGAAAGGGCCGUGUCCUCGGCGCCGGCAGUGCUGCUGCAGAGUGGGGGACAAAAUCAUCCUCUUUGGAGGUACCAGCCCAUCUCCAGAGGAGGGAAUGGGUGAUGAAUUCGACCUGAUGGAUCACUCAGAUCUCUACAUCCUCGACUUCAGCCCCAGUCUGAAGACUCUGUGUAAGCUAGCAGUGAUUCAGUACAGCCUGGACCAGUCCUGCCUUCCCCACGACAUCAGAUGGGAGCUCUCAGCCAUGACAACGAACAGCACCAUCAGCCGCCCCAUUGUCUCCAACCAGGGCUGAAGACAACUCGUCCUUCUACCACCCUGCCCUCACCCCUCCACAUACUGACCUCUUGCUCCACUGCCUGCAUGAAUUUUUAGCCCUUUCAAGCAA
This is a messenger RNA of Onychostruthus taczanowskii (white-rumped snowfinch), 1515 nucleotides long. It is a transcript of the gene KLHDC3, whose product is annotated as kelch domain containing 3. The transcript has 11 exons. Lineage: Eukaryota; Metazoa; Chordata; Aves; Passeriformes; Passeridae. Gene Ontology annotation, molecular function: chromatin binding; protein binding. Bases 274 to 1422 code for a protein of 382 amino acids. Gene Ontology annotation, cellular component: cytoplasm. The record is from RefSeq and is a predicted model, not a curated record.